Trypanosoma theileri is the source of this 948-nucleotide messenger RNA. RefSeq names its product rhomboid-like protein. NCBI's taxonomy places the organism in Eukaryota, Euglenozoa, Kinetoplastea, Trypanosomatida, Trypanosomatidae. The transcript has a single exon. The record is from RefSeq and is a predicted model, not a curated record. Bases 1 to 948 code for a protein of 315 amino acids. Gene Ontology annotation, biological process: retrograde vesicle-mediated transport, Golgi to endoplasmic reticulum. Gene Ontology annotation, cellular component: membrane; Golgi apparatus.
AUGGCAGGUGGUAGUAGUAGUAGUAGCAGUACCAGUGCUAGCAAGAUCAUUGCGGUGUCGCUCUGUGUGACGGCGGUGCUUGGUCUUUGGUCAACAAUAGUGCCGCGUGUGUUUGGUCUCAUACCAGCACACACAUUCUCUGUUCAUAGCUACCCGUGGAAUGUUGUCAGUUACGUCUUUGUGGAGCCCAACAUUAUUCUCUGUGCAUGCAGCGUUGGGUUCAUGCUGACAAUUGGCGGGGCGGUGGAGGCUGCCGUGGGCACAUCUACAUUCAUGCAAUUAACGCUAGUGACGGCCCUGAUAACUUCCUUGAUUCUACUGGUGUUGAGUGCACUUCUCUAUCAAGUGGGCUUCUCGUGGUUUCUGCAGUGUUAUUGCGGUAUUUGGCCACUCGCCGCGGCUGUUCUGGUGCCGUGGGUCGCAAUAUCCCCAACGGCAAGUGCAGCGCCGCAGUUAAUUCCCACACAAGUGCAGCGGCGGCAUGUGCCCACCAUACUGCUCGCCUUUGCACUUAUCAUUGACUUGAUAUUUCGUAGAAAACAGAAAAUUAGUGAUGAGCAUAUUGAUAGUGAAACCAUCUUUCCAGGCAGUGUAUUCAUUCCCGCCUUUUUAGGUCUUUGCAGCUCAUGGAUGCUGCAGCGGCACUUCCACAUGAACACCCCAAUUGCCUUUCACGUGCUGCUGUACCCAAUCUUCUUGAGGUGUCUCUCAAACUUCACUGGAAACGGGGGCUCGCAGGGGAACGAAGGCGGCAACACCGGAUUUGUGGAGGGUGCCGUGACGAUUCCAGUCCUGCGCAGUGCCGCCAAUGUCACUCUACUGCCGGGAUCUACACAAGAGGAUGCGGAGCGACAUCGAUCGAUUGCAUUGGCAGCACUCAACUCACGUUUGCAGGAGGCACUUCCAGCUCGAUACGAUGAUGCGAAGAAACAACACAGUGUGGUUUGA